Molecule: messenger RNA, 396 nt
Organism: Penicillium manginii
Lineage: Eukaryota; Fungi; Ascomycota; Eurotiomycetes; Eurotiales; Aspergillaceae
Exons: 1
Coding region: 1-396 (131 amino acids)
Source: RefSeq, a predicted model, not a curated record
AUGGUCGUCCCAUGUGAUUCUCCUUCUCCGCUACCAGGCUUAGCGCUCCUUGGCCACCAACAAGAAACAACGGCCAUGCCAGUCACAAGAAGGACGAGCAGGCGAGAAGGCGACCUUUGCUCCACCAUCGCCGCCACCCCCAAGAAGAAUGUCUCACUUAGUUGGAUCAAGUGGAUGUCUGGCCCUGUCAACCCCGGGCUCAGUGCUCUAGCCCCCGUCCAACAUGAGUUCGUCCCUGAACAUACCGCCAACAAUCUCAGGGGAAUGUACCCCGUACGGAGUACAGAGUUCUUCGUGGGUCAAGAGCCACAGCUGACAUUGCUGCUUAGCCGAUGGCCGAUGGUAAUCGCGACCAUGCAGGUACGAGGCCCUCCGAUCGAGCAGAUUAGCUGGUAA